CAAAAGAACGCUACGGAACUAAACAACUCAGUAAAAUCAGGCAGCCUAGAUUCUAAAAUAGAGGAACAACGUAAUCAACGCACUCAAAAAAUACGUCACCUAUGCAAAAACUGCUCCUGAAGGAGCCGGCAUGACUAGUGCGGUGUGUGUCGUGCAAGGGACACCACUUAGACGGAGACCCGGAGCAUCAUAUAGAUCGGAGACAGGGGUGCGCUCGACCAACUGCCCUUUACCUAAACCAAACCGACCCAAAAGGUAUCACAUCCCAUGGACGGGAGCCUGGCAGUGCGGCUCGGCACGAUACCUCAUGCCCACAGUGGAAAAUGGGGUCCGCGAUAAUGGGCUCGCUCACUACAACACUCUGUUGGAUUGGAUUGGAUCGAGUCCGUUGUUGCCUAUAAGACCUCUACCUUGUCCACGGACGUUCUUAUACCAGGUGCCUCGGGGUUUAAAAACGCCACGAGAUGCUUUCCAUUCAGGCAGAAAAUAAAGAUCAAGACACACAAGUUCCAUCCAAGCAUAUCUACACUUGAGCCGAUAUCAAUCAGUUGCAAAAUUCAGUUGCCUAUUACCACCUCUCUUAUCCCUUCUCGCCAAUCGUUCUAUGGGCCACCUAGGACUCGCUCACUUAUACUUGUCCGUUAUCAGAAAUAGCAAUAGCCAUGUUUGGUACUUGGAAGUACGAUCCUGAGACGGAUGAGGUCCAGAGCGUUCGCAAUGGCUUCGACCCUGUCACGGCCCGCUCCAGUUCCCACCAGGCAUGCGAUCGCUGUCAUGAGAAGAAGCUCAAGUGCAGUGGAGACAAGAAUGGCUGCGAACGAUGUCGGAGCAAUGGUCUCCGCUGCGAGUACACACGCUCCGGCUCCAAGUCUUCCAAGAAGAAGAGUAGUCCUCGCAAGUCCAACGACGGCGACAGUCCAUCGAGCUCAAGCUCCCGACGAGGGGGCAGCUCUUCCAAGCGCUCUAGCAAGCAUCACGGACACUCGUCUCGAAUAGUCACCUCGGGAGAGGAAGCAGGGGGUGUUCUGAGCCAGUUCGACUUCUCACAGCUCAGCCCUGAAGAUGGCUUCGACCUCAACUUGCUCUCGAGCGCUGAUCAGAGCGCUGGAGGCUAUGCCACGGCUGGACCCUCGGGAGACCAGUACAACAUGCAAGCCUAUGACACAAACUACCAACAGUGGGAUGCAUCAGGAUACUCGCAGGGCUACUCCAAUGAAGCCUGGGGCGGCGAGUAUGACCAGAGCGCUCACACCCAUGAUCCGCGAUACUAUCACAGCGGACGCUAGCCCUGGGGUAAGGCUGACUCGGGAAUAUCUUAACGACAUCAUGACGGAAAGUGUAUGAUUAAACUUUUUUCACUUCUCAUUAUACCCCGUUUUAAUACUGUUCCUUUUCUUUCUUUUGUUAGAGGCAUUGUUUAACAACCCAAUUUCAUGUUUAUUACACUUACAUAGAACACAACGCUUGGACGGACCGUCAUUCCUUCUGAUGGCAAGGCGUACACAAGCUAUGAAUAUCGAAUGUUUUGAUCUCUGAUGUUCGAUAUGACCUACCUGUUUCGGGUGAUGAUACUGUGGCGGAGCGCAAGAGCUAGAGCCCAAACCGAAACGUUUCGGCCCCAGAGCUAGGGGAAUAAGAAUAAUAAUAGAAAUCACGAACCGGAAUUAGCGUUUAUGCGUCUGUUGGUACGGGGAAAAGAUGACUUGUCCACUGCAUUGCAUGCUGACUCUCCUCG
Fusarium odoratissimum NRRL 54006 is the source of this 1735-nucleotide messenger RNA. RefSeq lists its product as uncharacterized. Gene Ontology annotation, biological process: positive regulation of transcription from RNA polymerase II promoter by galactose. NCBI's taxonomy places the organism in Eukaryota, Fungi, Ascomycota, Sordariomycetes, Hypocreales, Nectriaceae. The transcript has 2 exons. The record is from RefSeq and is a predicted model, not a curated record. Gene Ontology annotation, molecular function: DNA-binding transcription factor activity, RNA polymerase II-specific; zinc ion binding; RNA polymerase II cis-regulatory region sequence-specific DNA binding. Gene Ontology annotation, cellular component: nucleus. Bases 663 to 1286 code for a protein of 207 amino acids.